This is a messenger RNA of Knipowitschia caucasica, 387 nucleotides long. The record is from the annotation of a GenBank genome assembly. Lineage: Eukaryota; Metazoa; Chordata; Actinopteri; Gobiiformes; Gobiidae.
AUGCGGUGGCCGGUGGUGCUCUCGCGCGUCCGGGUGGUGUGGGCAGGGGUGGGGGGGUCACAUGGUAUCCUCCGGACAGGUCAAAUUGUGCGUCAGUCACCACACUAUGCUGGCCGCGGGACCGGCGGGAAGCGCCGGCGGCCGCGGAAUGUACACCGUGGCCGAACACAGGUCCAUCGCUCUCUGCACGGGCAGACGGUGACAAGCGAACAAGGACAGGCUGCGGCGUGUAGCCAGGUAGUCCCGGACAUGGAGAUGUCAACCAACGUGGGGAGGAAAGAGCGCCACUGGAGCUGUUGGCACAGCAGACAUAAGAAGCUAAAUCAAGCGCCGAGUGCCUCGAUCGCGUGUGGUGGGAGUAAUGCGGGGUUUAUAAUAAGAAGAUAA